Molecule: messenger RNA, 1135 nt
Organism: Mytilus trossulus (common blue mussel)
Lineage: Eukaryota; Metazoa; Mollusca; Bivalvia; Mytilida; Mytilidae
Product: exonuclease V-like
Exons: 3
Coding region: 39-1103 (354 amino acids)
Biological process (GO): interstrand cross-link repair
Cellular component (GO): nucleus
Molecular function (GO): single-stranded DNA 5'-3' DNA exonuclease activity
Source: RefSeq, a predicted model, not a curated record
UUCUACUUCCGAUGUAAACAACCGGCUUGAAAUGUGCGAUGUCUUGUGCGCCAAAUUCAAACAAUGAGAUAGACUUUGAUGACGAAGAUGACGAGUUACUUUUGAAAUCUGUGAAUGAAUGUGAAGCAGAAGUUACAAAAAAUUUAACAAAAGCACAAUUUCCAUUAACUUCGGGAGAUGGGCAAAUUGUUCCAUUGCAAAAGUUUAGACAUGGCUACCUAUGGGUAUCAGAUUUGUCCUCACAGAGUUGGUGUGAACAACAGAUGUUCUAUAAGUUUACAGUUCCUGGGGUCAUUGAGGAGAACCCUGCAAUGACAAAAGGCACAGAUUUACAUCUUGCUCGAGAACUAGCAGCACAUGAUGUUGUACAGGUACAAGUCACCUCUAGUGAAGACAUCUGGGCUAUCAAAGUCCUCAAUCUACUGACAGCAAUCAAUGCAUUUCAGUUUGGUCAAACUAUUGCUAGAGAAGUACCAAUAUUUGGUGUUCCAUUCAAGGAGGAAGAUAUCUUUGUGGUUGGGUUAAUUGAUGAGUUGAGGUUUGACCCUGAUAAUUACACAAUAGAUUUAUCAGAGCUGAAGACACGAACCUCUAGGAUGAAUCCAUCCAAAGCCAUAACAAAGCAGCAUAAAAUUCAAGUGAUGUUAUAUAAAAGAUUAUUUGAUAAUUUAGUUAAAGGCACUUUGUCAAAAAACACUAUAGCUAAACAUUUGAGACUAAAUUUGAAUAAAGAGUUUGGAGAUCAAAUUGUAAAGCAUUUGGAAGAGAAAACAAUUAUCAAAAAAAAAUUGAACGAUUUAAUGGAUCAUGUUUUCGAAAAAAUGCAAUCCUUGACUUGUAUCAACCAGUUACAUGUGGAAUAUGUGUACCAAGGUACAGCAGAAACCUUAAGUCAUGUGAGUCAUCCAUAUGAUGAGGGAGAAAUCAAAACUCUAUAUUUAGAUUAUCUAAAAUUCUGGAAAGGUGAAAGGUCACCUGUUGGUGUUGAUAUUGAAGAAGCCUGGAAGUGUCAAAGAUGUGAUUUUGAAUCAAUUUGUGAAUGGCGGACAAAGAAAUCAGAAGAAUGUGCACAGAGAAAUAUUCAUAAGAACCAUUUGUAUUGAAUUGAAUAAAUCAAAAAAAUUAUAUAAUCCUG